UAAAACAUGACCUACUUUUUGUCAACGCGAGAACGAGGCUGUUUGGGUCGCGAGAUGGUUCGGGGGAAAGCCCAGCAAGAAGCAAAUGUUGUUGGAAAGCUAAAUUUGUUCUGACGAAUGCUAAAAAUGUCGAACGUGAACGGGUGGUUUAAAGAAGAUCUCUGAAAUUAAGGAGAAGAAGACAGAAGACGGCGACAACUGGAACGUUUGACUAGGUUGUUCACCAACAGGAUGCAAACUGAACAGAUUUAAAGAUGCCAUAGUACCAUACAUGUGGGAGACUUGGCAUUCUGAUCUGCACUGUAAAUUUUCUCUACAAGGCGAUAGUUCCAAUCCCCUAUACAAGCCAGCAGCCUCUGUGCGGGAAUCACAACAAAAAUAAAACAGGUAUGAAGUAAGAGUCGACAUCAAGUGAAAGCAGUCUGCACAUCAUGUCGGAUUCUGCAGGGCGCAGACAUCGCAAUGCAUCUCCUCCACCCCCGCCACAAGCCACAGGGCGAAAGUCAAAAAGGAGAAAGAAAGGGAAAAAUUCAUUCAGCUCUACCAUGGAAUUUGACCUUGCUGAUGUUCCCUUGCCACCCAUGCCUGGCGAUGUUAGAGCAACCACAGCUCCCCAACCUCCUGAAGGUACCAAUAAACCGUCUUCACCCAGCCGUGUUCCGCCAGUCGUACAUGUUGUCCGAAAUGCAGAUGAGAAGAUCAAAGUAGAUUUGUUUUCUGAUGAUGCAGAAGAUGAAGGAUCCCCAGAAAAGCCAAAUAAAGCAAUAGUAUCUUCGUCUUCAGAUGCGGCUUUGGUUUUAUCUGCGAAGCAGAGUGUUCCAAAGAUUUCCCUGGUGCCUCCAAGAACUAGGCUUGGGAAAUUUCAAAUGGGACAGGAUUCAGGAAAAGGAAAAAUCUGCUUUCAGAUAAAGACAACUAAAAGACUAAAUGUGUUUUCAGCUGAGUCUGAUGAUGAUAGUGAAAGUGAAAGUGCUGCGCCUGCUACGAAGAAACUGGAUUUUCCAUCUUCUGAUCAAGAAAGCCUUCAGAAGGCAAAAGCUGUUGUGCAGACUUUACUUGAAGGGAAGAAAGUUAUUGGUAGUGAAGGUGGAACUCCAGAGAUGGCUUUAACUUCAAGUGAAACAGCUUUGGUGCCAAAACCUUCUGAAGUCACUGGAAGUCAAAGUGUGCCAACCGUGACCAGACGCACAAGACGUUCUAGGUGGGGAGAUCAGGAGACGGGGCUAUCUGCAGCGGAAAGUCAUAGCCAUUCAGAAUUGCAAGUGGUCCAAGACUCUAGUCAGACAUCAGUGAAUCCUUCCCCUUGCGUAAGCGAGGCACAGAACAGUGCUGUGUCCAGCAGGAGCUCCAGGCAAACAAAGGAACUCUCCUCACCAGAGUCUCUCUAUGCCAAGUCAGAGAAAAGUGAAAAAGAAACGAUUGCGUCACCAAAUCAUAGAGAGGGAUCUGAAAGCAGUGAUGUGAUGCAUUCUGGUGAACAAAGACGCAAACUGCGAUCGAGUACUGAAGGAUAUAGUAGGGCAGAGACUCGUUCAUCCAGGUCUCGAGAGUCUCACGAUCGAAAGGCUCGUGAGUCUCCAAAGCGUAGAUCUAAGAGAUACGAUAGAAGCGAAUCUGAGAAAAGGCAUGGGAGAGAUUCAUCUGGUGAUUCGGAUCGUGAUGACAGAAAGGAGGAUAGAAAGUUCUCAAGCAGGAGGUCGGACAGACACAGGGAUGAGAUGCACAAGUCCCCAGAGUUCAGAUCGAGGCGUCGAUCACCGUAUGAAUCUGAUCGCAGAAGAUCACGAUCCAGAUCAUUUGAACGCAAGGCACGUAGAGAUUCUGAAUCACCAGUGAAAAGAUCAAGGAGAGAGAGGUCCCAGGAGUCUCCAGAAGUUGAGGAACCUAGGACUAGAAGACGGUGUUCUCAGAGACUUUCAAAUGAGUCUCAUCGAAGAGAAUCGGUGGAGUCAAAAUCUAGACACGAUUCAUCUAGUGAAACGGAAUCCAGGCAGUCUAGGCGUAGGCUCAGAAGAGAUUCUUUUGAAAAGGAUGGAACAAGGCCCAUGAAUCGAACUUCAAGGAGGUCUAUCGAAAGGGCAGAAGCCUCUAAAAUUCGUGAGCAAAGGAUGAAACGAAACCCUUCAAGUGAUUCUCAGGAAUCUGACUCAAAGGAAUCACCAAGACAGUCCAGGCAGAUGAGACAUCGAGACAGGGAGUUAAGGCUGAGAACAAGAGAUUCCUCCAAUGAAGGUAAAGUAUGCUUACCUAAGAGGCCAUCAAGACAGUCUGAUAAGGUCGAUUUGGACUCUAAAGAUCGUUCCAAUUCUCCUGAGUACAAUUCAUUAGAACCCAGGAUAUCAAGAAGGGAAAUGGAAGAAAAGCACUCUUCAAGACAUACUGAAAUUGAGACUGUAACAAGAGAUUCGCACAAGAUUCGCACAAGAUCUAAAGAACCACAUGAUAAUGAUAACUCAAGCAAAAGUGAAGAUCAUGAGGUACCAUCAGAUUCUGCUUUAGGACUGCUUAAAAUGUAUUCUUCUAGUGACUCUCACAGUCUGCAGAAUAAGAAAUCAUCGGGAAAUUCCAAGCUCUUGAUCGACUAUGCUGGGCGUAGGAAAUCAGAGAAAAGAUACAACAGCGAUUCUUCGCAGGAUUCUACUGAUGAGCAUGAAGGAAUAGAGUCUUUGAGAAGGCGACUUCGAUCUCACAGUGGAGGAAAGAUUUCUGACAAAAAUGUCGCAGGUGGUGAUGCAGAUAGGGACGGGCCUUUGAAAUGGGACAACCAAGUUUCACAGGCAUCUGAAGAAUCAGGAAGGGUUGGCGCCAAACCAUGGCAGCAUUCAACAUCUAGAGAGACAUAUGGUCACCAUUUAUCACAUGAUCUAGAGAUACGAAUAUCACGACUUGAAGACACUGAAUAUUAUGAUCAGAAUGGGAGUCAUACCUCUGAGAAAACAACUGUUCGAAAGAGCUCCAUUGAUUUUGAGGCAUAUGACAAAGGAGAUAAGAAACAAGCAGAGGGCUUCGAAACAAGGAAAGAUUUGCGUUCAGGCAGAAGGAGACGAUCUAGUUCAGCAGAUCAUCUUACAGAAGAAAGAAGACAGUGUAAAAGGAGUCCUGAGGAAGAAUUUCAUAGAGACUAUCCAAAAAGGACAGUAAGAGGAGCUGAAGAUAAAAGUAUUGACAGAGAGCGAUCAGAAAGUGGAAGAGAACAAUCUAAAAAACAAGGAGAAUGUUUGGAUGAUGCGAUCAGAUCAAGGCAAUACAACUCAGAUUUUGCUGAUUCGGAUUUCACUAAAACUAAAGACAAAGACAAUGCAUUGUUAGAUUCAAGGAAGUCUCUGUGGGAUGAAAGUUUUGUGGACCAGCUUCAAAUAGAUGCUGUCGUGGAGAGAGAGAAGAAACUUUCUGAAAAGGAAACAAAGUAUAAUCGGUUUGACUUAAAGACAGAUUCUCGUUCAGCUGAAGAUAGUGACGCUGUGACAUCUAACAUGAGUUUGCACGAAGAGCCUGUUCAAUGUAGUUCUACAUCAGGGAAUGACUCUCCCAAAUCACAGACUGCUACCAUUGAUGACAAAAGGGCAAAACAUGGGAAAAGGAGAUCUAGAUGGUCUAGUCCAGAUUCAACUGUAGAAAAGACCCAAAAAGUAGAUAUUGGCAGUGAUAAAUCUAGAGAAACUAUAUAUGAGGAUCAGCAUGUACUCCAUCACUUAUCUGAUGCUCAACAUGAAAUGCUUUCAGUCCCAAGUGGAGCCAGGAACACCAUACUGUCAUCAUCAGCCACUCAACCAUUGUCAGAAACAGUUUCUGGUUCAGUACACCCUCCAGAUAAAGACGUAAAUCCAGUUUCUGUUAACAUUGCAGGGUUCAUUCUUCCACAGGGAAAUGAUUCUGACCCAGUUGUUACUCCAGUAGGACUUCCUGGUGGAGAGAAAUCUGGGAACAUUUUUGCUCCAGGUCCAGUUAAACCUCCAGGGCCUGUUCUUCUUCCUGAGAAAGUUCCAGGCCCUGUUCCUCCCCCAGCAUUUGUACCUAAACCAGUGGAUGCUUUCCCUCUACCUGUCCCACCCCCAUCCAUACCUUCUCCUCUAGUCACACCUCUGUUCAGUGCUCUCAAACCUCAGACUGGUACAGCAGCUCUAGCAGACCUUCCCAACAAGCUACCUAACCCUUUUCCUUCAGGACAAAUGCCUAUGUUUGCAACAGAAAAGUAUGACUUGCCUCAGGCACCAGAUUGUAAAUCGAAGUCCCCAGUUGAUUCUGCGGUGACACCAACUGUAAGUAUUGACACACAAAAAAAACCUGAUGUGGCCUCUGUUUUCCAGUUGUCUUUAUUUUCUACAACUUUAUCUGAGCAGGGUCCCAAGCCUGUUCCACCACCACCUAUCAUAGAUUCAAAGAUGGCAGCACCUUUUCUGGCAACAGAAUUGCCAGCUGUGAUUCCAGAUCCACUACAGCUUGCAGCAGCACAAUCAAAAAUUGCAGAAAAGAAAGUACCAGGUCCCAUUCCUGAAAGUAUUCGUUUGUCAACAGUGUCCUGUGUGGAAGAAGGGGCUAAACUUGCAGAGGAUAAUAUGGUGCAAUGCCCUGAUAAGGCAAGCCCUAUAGGGUCCAGACUAAUGUGUUCUCCAGAUGUGCAUAAAUCAACACUAAUUCCAACUUCUUGCAAAAUGUCAGAAUUGGCAGCAACACCUGAGAAAAGUGAUGAAGAGACUUCAAGUAGAACAGAGCCUUCGAAGCUCUUGUCUGAGGUCAACCUCCCUAAACCUGAAGUGGAUGGCGAAAGAAUGAAAGCUAAGGCUGACUCGAAUGUGGCUACAGGUGCUCAAAGUACUCUGGACAGAAUAAAGCCUCCUUCAGAGCUACCUCUGGAUCUUGAUUCCAUUCCUUUACCCCCUGUUCUGCCUUCCAAAGUACCUAAUGUGAAUUCACCAUUGGCUACACUACCAGCAGGAGUACAAUCUCCAACAACAACAGUUCCAAGAUUAGCUCAGUCCAACCAAGCUACACAUACACCUACACCCAGUCUGGGACCCACCUCUACAAAUACGCCAUCAGGUAAGGUGUCUUUCACAUUCAUGCGCUCAUCGCCUAAGCCAAGUAUUCCGGUGCUGCUUCAAGCAGGCAAACACAAAUCUGGUUCCCCAACUACAAUUAAGCCUCCUGUGCAGAAAAUAACUGUAUCCAGUGGCUUUGAAGGGAGACCUGAAAUGGAACACAACAACAGUGCUCUUGGGGAGAAAUCUCUUGCUCUGCAACCAUCGUUGAAGAUACCUGCAGAUUCCCUAGGAUCAGAGGUACAGAAAGAGCCCCAAACAGUGAAAGCUAAUGAUGCACCAGAAAGGGCUGAAGCCAUUCCUAAGCCAAUGUCUGGUGAACAGCAGUUUGGAAAAUUUUCCCCAGUUGUCCAGUCUUCUCAAACUGAAAGAGUUGGAUCUAUCUCUGAAGUAGGACUUUCAUCACCAGACAGUAUCCCUAUUCCACUUGCUCCCAGUCAACCCACCUCAGGACAAAAAGCAGAGCUUUCCAGUUUGAAUCUUGCUCAACUUGCAGGAGUUAACUUACCCAGUGAUCCACCCGUGGCAGUCCACAAGCCGUCAUUAGAUGUCAUUCCGUCUAAAUCACAGAUGUUGGUGAGCACAAGAGAAGCUCCUGGUUUCUCAUCGGUACCUAAUUCACAGGUUGCCUCACAUCCAUCAGGGAAUGUUGACAGUUUUGUUGGGAACACACAACUACCAACUGUAGGUCAAGCCCCAGUUACAGUUCAUCCACCAGUGAAAGAGUUCAGUUCAGCAGACACAGCGCCUUUGCCUCUGCAUCAAUCACCAAAACCUACGGUGGAUCCUGUGGCCUUGUUGAAACCACAACAGGUCUGGUCAGCCUCUAAGCCUGCCUCACACAUUCCACCUGUGCCACCCUCAGGAAUUAAUCCACCACCAUUGGCACCCAGGGGAAUUCCUCCAAUACCAGUGGCAGCCUUAGGAAUUCCUCCACAACCUGUAGCACCAUCAGGAAUUCCCCUACCAUCUGCAGCACCAUUAGGAAUUCCUCCACAGCCUGUGGCACUUUCAGGAAUUCCUCCACCACCAGUGGCACCAUCGGGAAUUCCUCCACCGCCAGGAGCAUCAUUGGGAAUUGCAUUAGCAUCUGUUGCACCCUCAGAGAUUCCUCCUCCCCCAGUGGCACCGUCAAGAAUUCCAACGUCCACUGUGGCACCCAUGGGAAUUCAUUUACAGCAUUUGGCUCCAUCUGGAAUUCCCCUCCCACCUGUGGCACCUUCAGGGCUGAACCUUCCAAAUGAGAAACCUGUUCCAGUUUCACAUCCACCUACAGUUCCUUCUGCAGCAGCGACUUCACCAUUUGGCACUGUUGUAUCAGAGAUCCCUGGUCCACCACAUCUCUCUGUCAUUCCACAAACUACUCCUGUAACUCAAGAUUCUCCAGUAGCGUACACAAGUGCCAGUACUGUAGCGCAAGUUGCUGCCAUACAACAGUUCACCGGUCAAACAGAACACACCCCAGUACCUAAAGUUAGUGCUGUACCAACAGUCAAGGCUGUACCACAAGGAUAUGCCAAAACUUCUUUCUGUUCCAUACCACCGGGUGUUGUUCUACCAGAAGCCACUGCCAGGUCACAAUUCACUACUGCAUCACAAAUCACCGGUACUCUACCUCCAGUGGUAUCUAGCACCGUUACAGAUGCUCAUGUUUCACUUGGUGCACCACCAGAAGCAGCCUCAACGCAUUUGUCUCAGGCUCCAGUAGAACUACCUCCAGAGGAUACCAGUCAGAUACCGUCUGAUGCCCCAGGUAGUCUCAGCCUACCAAAACCACCUCAGCCACUGGGGGGAAUCAGAAGAUUUGUACCCAGUUCAGAUACCUCUGCUCCAAAAGAGAAAGGAAUAUUUCCUCCAAAGAAACGAGGUUUUUUUGGUUUGCCUGAUAAAAUCGUGUUCAGUGGCUUAUCUGAUAAAAGCUUAGAUGCUGCUGGACAGAAGGGGACUGGUGCUCCUGAGAUCAAGCCUUCUAUUGCCGAUUCCACCACUGCCACAGGAAGUCCUUUUGGAAUUUUUUCUUCUCAAGUUAAGGAUGCUGGAAAAGAGAGAGUUACCGAUACUGCUGCUAGGAGAACUGCUGCAGAAUCAACCAUGUCUGGGUGGAAACCAUUUGGGUCAGCUGACCGGGCUGAAGUUGACAGCUCAUCAGCAGAUUCCUCAUUACGCAGCGCAGAAAGUUCUCAAGGAAAAGGGAGGAAAGACAGAGUCCAAGGUGCGAAUGAGCCUAGUGACAGUGAUAGUCGAAGUGACAGUGAACCAAGCGGACGCAGGCGUAGUGGGCGAAUCCGAUCUAUAGAGGAGAGAAAAGAAAAGGAAAAAUCUGAGCAGGAUGAUACAGACGGAGGUAAAAGCAAAAAAGAAAAAGAACGAGCAGAGCGAGCGAGGAGGAGAGAAAAGGAGGAAAGGGAUCGAAGGGGAAGGAGACGGUAUGACGAGGACUCUCGUAGUGAUGACGAUCGACGUUCCCGCGAUUACAGUGAUCGUCGUCGUUCAGGUCGCGAUUACCGUUAUGACUACGACGACGAUCGCUCAUCUGACAGGAGUAGAAAUCGUGAUCGUGAUCGUGAACGUGACCGAACAAGGGACUCUAGAUACAGGGAUAGGAGAUCCGACCCCUAUCACAAAGAUGAUCCUCCGUCAUCGAGGAAAGCAGAUGUGAAUGAGAAGGAGGAGGAAGAUAAGGAUGCUGAUAUCGUCUCCUUUGCAACGCCAUCUACUUCUGAUGGAUCUCCUCGACUACCUACAAGACCACAGAUCGCAGACAUCAAGAAAGAAGAGACCAACUACCAGAGUCCCGGCAAGCUGAAAUCUCGCUGGAGAAGAACGAGCGAAGCAGAAGGUCUUGCUCCGAUUUGCUUGACUCCUCCCCCACUUGCCCCGCAGAAUGUCGAGGUUCGAGCGACUGUUGCUGUAGGCAUGGAUUUUGUAUGCCCUCCACCUCCAGCUGACCAAACUACAACUUUGUUCCCUGUUUCUACCCCAGAUGUGUGUGACGCUGAGCCAAGUUCAACUCAAAGUGGCAACAAUUCUGAGCCUAUGGCAACAGAGGUCAAACACGAGCUCAAACCUGAACCUCUCUGGUCACAUGACCAGGAAGUAGCUACGUCGUCUGCUGCAGAGCCCUUCAAAGAGGAAGAAAUGAAAGAAAACGAAGCUUCUGAGGAAGAAAUACCAAAGGAACCGGAGAAGCUUCCAGAAGAUCCUCCAUAUUUUGAGCGAAUCGUUGAUAACAUCUACAUAGGCGAAAAGAAACGUUCCAAACAGAUGCGAGAGGUUAAGCGUAUGUUGUGUGAUUGCAUAACAUCUGCAGAAGACAGGGAGGCUGGCAUGGCAGCCUGUGGGGAAGACUGUCUAAAUAGAAUGCUCAUGAUUGAAUGUGGAAGCCGCUGCCCAUGUGGGGAUUACUGUACUAACAAGAGAUUUCAGAGGCAUCAGUAUUUGCGGACAAAACCUUUGAAGACGGACUCGAAAGGUUGGGGUUUGUUCGCUGCGGAGGAUUUGGAACCAGGGCAGUUUGUGAUGGAGUAUAUCGGUGAAGUUCUGGACUACAAGGAGUUUAAAAGUCGCACAAAGCAGUACGCCAAAACCAUGCAGGAGCACUGCUACUUCAUGGCUCUUAACGCUGAUGAGGUUAUAGACGCCACUAUCAAGGGAAAUAUAUCACGCUUCAUUAAUCAUAGCUGUGGGCCCAACUGCGAAACUCAAAAGUGGACUGUGAAUGGGGAGCUGAGAGUAGGAUUUUUUACUAAAGAGUUCAUCAGAGAAGGGGAAGAACUCACAUUUGACUAUCACUUUGAGAGAUAUGGAAAAGAAGCCCAGAAGUGCUAUUGUGGAGCAGACAGUUGCCGUGGUUUUCUGGGAGGUACCAAAUCAACGCCACUGAAGUCCAAAAAGAAACUGGCAGCGGAGAAAAAGAAGAGAGAGCUGUUUGAUGAUCAGAUGCUCGAUGAGGAGAUUGAAGAAAUGACCAGCUUGGAUGGGAUGAAAAACAAAGAACAUGUCCUCAAACUGUGCCGACUGAUGGUCAGAGCAGAGAGCGAUGACCAUAGAUCAGCUGUUCUUAAUAUAAUACAGGGUACUUCAGAGCCAGGUUGUCUGCGUCUUUUUCUUGACUAUCAUGGAUUACCGUUACUGUGGAGCUGGAUGGCAGACAUCGGAAUAGGCGGGUCCCGAGAUCUCAAACUCCAGAUUUUAAACACACUGUCAUUGUUGCCAAUCUCUAACAAGACUAUCCUGAAAGAGAGUAAAAUAUUGGCAGUUGUGGAACGAUGGGCGAAUGAGAUGGAACAGGGUGACAAAGAUGCUGAACCGGAGGGGACCAAUGAAACGGUUUCAAGGUCGGGCACUCUGAUGUUGCCAAACGGGGAAGAGAGAGCAACGAGAAAACGGGUCAAGUUUGCAGACGAAACGAGUUCUGAUAGUGAAUUGUCUGAAAGCAGUCGAGUGAGCUCGAGUCAAGGUGGUUCAGAAAAUUCAACGAAAACGGGCGGAAUUUUGAAAUAUCCUUGCUCAACGUGGUCGUCGAAUCGAACGCCCGAAAACAAGCUGGAUCUUGCUGUAGAAGAAACAAGUAAACUUUACAUGGAUUUUGAUAGUGGGCAAUCAGAAAUUCAACAGAAGGCUGAUUCCUCCUCGAAACAGGAGUCAGAAAAUGAAGGUGUUAGUCAAAGUGAUGUUCUAACUUCUGGAAAUCUUGAUACAGGGCCUCAAACCAUGGCUAAAUCUGAACAAAGUGUUCAAGAUUCUGUUGCAUCUAAAUGUGAAGAGGUUGCUCAAGCUCAGGAUAAAUCUGAACAAGAUCCUCAAACCUCUGAUAAAUCUGAACACAGUGUUGUCAAAGAUUCUGAUAAAUCUGAACACAGUGUUGUCAAAGAUUCUGAUAAAUCUGAACACAGUGUUGUCAAAGAUUCUGAUAAAUCUGAACACAGUGUUGUCAAAGAUUCUGAUAAAUCUGAACACAGUGUUGUUAAAGAUUCUGAUAAAUCUGAACACAGUGUUGUCAAAGAUUCUGAUAAAUCUGAACACAGUGUUGUCAAAGAUUCUGAUAAAUCUGAACAGGAAGAUGAUGAAAAACAUCCUAAAUCUGAUGAUGUGGUUUCACCUGUUUGUGAAAAGAAAGAAGACAUGCAGACUUCAGAUGAAGUUAAAAGUGAAGAAACGCAGGCUGCUGGGACUUCGAGUGAAACAGAAGGUGGUGAUUAUAAGCCAGAAUCUGUUUCAACUGAAGCUUCAGGUGAAAUAUCUACAGAUACUUCCAGUGACUCUAAAAAGAGUGAUCUUGUGGCUGAAAGUGAAAGUAAAGAAAGUAAAGAAUCUGACAGUUGUUGUGGAGAUGUUAGGAUUUCUGGUGAAAUGAAGGAAAUUACAAAACCUGACAGUAUCACUGACGAUAUUGUUCACCCAUCAAGUGAUGUGAGGGAUAAAGUGGAAGGUAUAGUCCCAGCAGAGGGCUCCACAGACAAAGGAUUGACUGAACUGAAGAAGCUUGACAUUGAUAACCAAUCGGCAGCUAAAGAUCCUAAUGAAUCAGACCCUGGUAAAAGCAACCAAUCAGAAAUCUCGUUGAAAACAGAGGCAGUGGAGAGUGCUAAAGUUGACCAAUCAGAAGUUGAAAAUAUGGACCAAUCAGUGGCUGUUGAAACUGACCAAUCAGAAAAUGUGAAAACUGACCAAUUGGAUUGCAGCCAGUCAGAAGUGAGCAAACCACAGGAUAUUGAUACAGAGAAAUCUGUAGUUUCUGACAACAAGGACAGUUCAGAGGAAACAAAAGCGGAUAAAUCCUCAGAAAGUGAAACAGUGAAAGCAGAUUCGUCUAAACAAGAUAAUUCAGAGGCAGCAAAGACUUUCAGCAAAACUGAUUCUUCAGAAAUUGUGUCGUUAGCUUCAUCAUUGUUGAAGAAAUGGAGUGACCUUAAGGAACUUUUCAAGAUUCCCAAGAAGGAGAGAGUUGAGGAGAGGAAGAGAACUGAACGAGAACUUGAUCGAGAUCGAGACUGGGAUCGUGACCGAGAUCGGUAUGACAGAAAAAGGCGUCAUGAUUCACCAGACAGAGGCUAUUAUAAAUCCUCCCGUCACCGUAGCCGUGGAGACCGUGACCGUGAGCGUGAGCGGGACCGAAGGCGUGAUUCUGAUAGCUCUAGGAGGACACUUCUACCCACUCCACCUAAAAUGUCAAAGGAAAAACGUCGGCAAUUGUUCGAAGCCCAAGUCAAAGCCAAGGAUGAAAAAAUGGCUGAAUUACAACGUCAACAAGAGGCUUAUCUACAACAGCAGCAGCUUGGUGUGGAUUCGAAUUAUUCCACUGAGCAGUGCUACCAAGAUCCGAACUACGUAGCAGCAAUUCAGGAUCCAAACUUCUUAGCAGCUUUGCAGCAGGAUUCAAAUUUUGCAGACGCAGUUCGGAAAGAUCCGAACUUUAUGGCUGCCCUUGCAGCAGAUCCGAACUAUGCAGCUGCCUUGCAGGCGUUACAUAGUGCUCCCAUAGCCAACCCCAAUUACACAGUGGCAAUGCCGCAUGAUCCAAACUAUCCAGCAGAAGAUCCCGGAUACACCCUAGUACAGCAUGACCCAAACUACGGAACUCCAGUUCAAGUGAAUCCAAACUAUCAGGUCACCCCAAUACAACCUGAUCCGAACUAUGCUCCUGGGUUGCAAGCAGAUCCGAACUACACUGCUGGAUUGCAAGCAGAUCCGAACUACGCUGCUGGAUUGCAAGCAGAUCCGAACUAUGCUGGUGGACUGCAAGCAGAUCCGAACUAUCCUGUUGCUGUACAUGAUCCAAACUAUCCUGUACAUGCUCAGCAUGAGGUGAACUACGUUUCCAGCACAGUUCCCACCACGCUACCCUCUGCAAUGACUCCCAGUCAUGUGGCACAAGUUCCAGGUGUUGAGAGCACAGUUGACAUGGGUGUGGUGGGGGGUCACCCGGUUGCCGCGGAGAUGACACAUGUCACUCACCCUCAAGCCCAUGUAAUCCCCGUGGAGACGACCCCUGUUACCCAGAUGGGUGGGGUUACAGUCAGUCAGCCAGUGGUGGAUGGACGAACACAUGUGGUGUAUCAAACACCUACAGCACCAUACCAGGUGCAGACCACAUAUAUCGCCGCCCCUACAGCAGCUCCCAAGGCAACAACAACAGCAUAUAUUCCGUCACAGCCUCAGUACAUCUCAGGUCAACCGGUGCAGCAGGUAUAUUACACGCAAACGGCGCAGGGUGUGAUGAUGCAGCAUACCUAUCCCAGCACACCUGCCGCGGGCUCAGCGGGUCAGGUGGUACAGGUGCAGCAUUUGCCUCAGCAUGUGCAGAUCCACCAGCAGCUUGUCACCCCUGAGGUUGUAGAGGAUGUCCCCCCACCCCCCUCACCCCCACGCCCCAAGGCCGUUAAACUGCCACCCAACUGGAAGACAGCUAAGGACCCAGAGGGCAAGGUCUAUUACUAUCACUCUGUCACCAAGCAGACCCAGUGGGACCCGCCAAGCUGGGACGGAGGUGAACACGAUGACAUGGACCUGGGCACGCCCACCCAUGAUGAACCUACGGGCAAGUCCAAGAAGAAAACAACUAUGGCACUUGCAGACACGUCCAGUGAGAUUGCCAAGAGGAGCAAAGAAUCCUUCAGAAACAAGAUGUCUCAGUUUAUCGUCACCUACCUCAACCCUUUCCGUAAACCUGACUGCCGCCUAGGUCGCAUAACAUCGUCUGACGACUUCAAACACCUGGCAAGAAAGUUGACCCAUCACGUCCUUGCCAAGGAGUUAAAGCAUUGUCGUCAUGCUGAAGAUUUGGAGGUUAAUGAAAAUGUGAAAGCGAAGGCGAAAGAUUUUGUGAAGAAGUACAUGUCAAAGUUUGGACCAGUGUAUAAAAAAGCUCAUUCUCCUCAAAACUAUGAUGAUUUAUGACCUUGACCAUCCUAUUUUGAUUGGUGGUAACAAAUUAUCACGCAACUUUGAAAAUCAUCAUGCGACUUUGAAAGUCAUCCUUUCUGACGGUAUGGGCAGCUGUGAUGCUAUUAGACAGCUACUUCCCCCAGUAAAUUUAAGUGUCAAAUUUUGAAGUCUUAUUUUCAUCAACUUUGUCACAUACGUGUAAUCAGAUUAUUUGUAAUUCUUGUUGGGAGGUUUUUUUUUCUUCUGGUGUUAUGUAAAAACUCUAUGACAGAAAGCGGAUAUUUUGCAAAAUAAGUUCAAAUGUCUCUAAGAAUUUGUGCUAGGUGUAAUUUACGCAAAAGAAAAUGUAUUCAUUGUAGAAUGAUUUUUGUUGGUGUUUUUUGUAAAGACGACACAACCAGAGAAGAGGAUACUCUUGGAGUAAUUAUUUGCCCUACUUUUUGUACUUGUGUUAUUUCCCA
Messenger RNA from Liolophura sinensis, 13387 nucleotides. RefSeq lists its product as uncharacterized. Gene Ontology annotation, molecular function: protein binding; histone H3K36 methyltransferase activity. Gene Ontology annotation, cellular component: nucleus; chromosome. Gene Ontology annotation, biological process: regulation of DNA-templated transcription. NCBI's taxonomy places the organism in Eukaryota, Metazoa, Mollusca, Polyplacophora, Chitonida, Chitonidae. The record is from RefSeq and is a predicted model, not a curated record.